This is a messenger RNA of Cannabis sativa, 873 nucleotides long. RefSeq lists its product as uncharacterized. The record is from RefSeq and is a predicted model, not a curated record. The transcript has 5 exons. NCBI's taxonomy places the organism in Eukaryota, Viridiplantae, Streptophyta, Magnoliopsida, Rosales, Cannabaceae. Bases 304 to 873 code for a protein of 189 amino acids.
ACGAUCUAAACAUAAAUUUUUUAAAAAAAAGAGCAGGACAACCGUGGAGAAACUGAAAUUCAACAUUUGAUUUCGGUUUUUAUAGUGCAAUAUCACUCAAACGAUCGUCGAAAAUUCAGAUUGAAGCAAUGUAAAUCUGUAUUGAACAGAUCUGGAGCUCCCCCUCAAAUCCAAAAAAAAGUUGCAUUAUCGUUUGAAAAUGGUUUAGAAAUCAUGAAGAAGUGUUAUAUGACAAGUACCAAGAGCUAGCAUAUAUACAAGGAAUUUAUUGUGGAAAAGAUAGAGGACAGAACAGUUUGAGAAAUGGAAUCAGGACAGGAAAUACAAUGCUUGAACAAAGGAACAGAGAUAGAAGAAAGGAAAGACAUUCCAUUCCUAGUCUUCUACAAUGGAAAAUUCGAUGAUCGAAUGAAUUAUGAAAAUUAUGAAGCCAGUGGACACUACAUUUCUGCCAAUUGUAACUAUGAAGAUUUGCAACAGAAACUCAAAGAUGCCCUGGAAUGCAACCAAGAAAACACUGUUUUGCAACUGAAAUAUCAAGUGAAGGAAGGAUACCAACCAUUGAGGAUAAAGGAUGAUCAAAGCCUGCAUUUCUACAUACAACUCAAAUCGAAAGACCCCGACUUCACAACAUACCCAAUGUGUGUGAAUGUCAUCAACAACCCAACAACAACCAUCGAUGCAACAUUCUUUGGAAAUGACAAUUCAUUAAUUACACAUAGAAGCGCCUUCCAACCAAUCGAAUACAAUGCAGCAACAACAGAAGACUCAACAAAUCAACAACAUAUAAUUGAAGCAAGAGUACCGGAAUUUGGGGAAGAAAGUUUUGACUUCAUGGACUAUGCAAAACUUGUGGCGAGAGGAAAUGGUUGA